UUUUUCCUGUUUCCAAUAUUUUGUCUCCCUUCUUUUCACGAGUUCCUCGUCUUCUCCCUUCUCCUUCCGAACGCAUCACCAACCAAGCAGCUAGGGCGUUUUUGAACUAGCUGCAAUUCUCUCUCUUUUCGUCUCAUUGCGUCCUGCGUCGACUGAUCAUUAGUCAGCCAGUCGUCCGACUCGUCCGUCGUCCCAUAUUUCUCAAUCUCCUCUCUACAGUGCCAGACGCGGAAAACGAAACGACGCCAUCCUCAAUCCUCAAUGUCUUCACAUUCGAAGAAACGACGUUUUUCGCGAGAUCCUGCAAGUCCUGCAGCACCGUCACCUGCAAAAUGCACAAAAGCCCAAAAGAAAAUACUGGGAGAGUUGGAGGAAAUGGACAAACAGAAAACCAUUGAGGAGAGACGCUUCCUGGAUUCUCUCGACGGCGCUCAAAGGAAAAUGAGAUUCAUUGAAGAUGCUGCCUUUGCAAAACAUCCUGAACACUGCUCCUUCCUGGUUGGCAACCAAAAAGAGAAAACCAUCUUCCAUGCCAGCAAAUUAGACUUGCGCUCUGCAAGUGAAUAUUUCCAAGCUCUACUUCGAUGUGAGUUUACUCCACAAAAUGGGCAACCCAUCAGAAUUUCUCACAUCAAGCCCCACAUCUUCAAACUCGUGAUGGAAUAUGUUCACACCUGCCAUCUUCUGACACCAGUGGACUUGAACAUGGUUGCUCUGUUGUCUUGUGCAGCUGAUGAGUUCCUACUGGAAAAAUUGGGCAAAGUGGCCGAAGACUUGAUGUACAAACAGUUGACCACCAAAGAUGUGUGGCAUUACUUUCGACUUUGGCACAAACACAGAUUUGUCAUGGCAGCAUGCAAACAGUUCUUGGAAGACAAUACUACUGCAUGCUUGGAAGAUGAUUCAUUUCUUAGCAUGAACAAAUCUGCAGAUCGACUGGUGGAAUUCCUGUCUUUGGAGAAAAUGAACAUCCAGUCGGAGGCGCAGCUCGUAGCUGCCUUUGCAAAACUAGCUUCCAAGAAGGGUGAUAGGAAACUCAGAGAGAAAGUCCUGCCUCACCUCCGCCUGCUGCUUGUGAAGCCUGAAGAUCUUGUGAAAAUCUCUGAUUGGCUGACAGAAGAGCAGGCUCUUUUCAUGGCUUCUCAACAUGACCCUUUGCUGAAGACAAAAAGCUACCCUCAACCAGAUUCCAUCAACAUGUCUCGAGAAGAGAGGACCAGGAGUGGUGCUGCCAAUGCUCCUCCUGUGCUUGUUCCUCCUCAUUUUGCUCCAAUUUUCAGACUUCGAGUUUGCAAAAAAGAGCAAAUUUAGCUUUUUGCUUCUGAGCAGUACAAAAGUAUACUACAUACUUUCAAAAAUUACAUUGACCAAUUUGAUUUGAUAGAGGCUUAAAAAAUGGUCAAGGAAAAAUGAAAGUUCUUCUAAUAAUAGUGUGCCGGUAGAGCAACUUGGAAAUUUGAAUUGUCAACACUGUUUAUUUUUAGGGGUUUAGCUGUUUAUGCAGUUAAUAAUUGUUGAUAUGAUUAUUGCAUUAUUUUUUCAAUACUUGAACGUUUCUGUUAAAAUAAGGCACCAACGCCAAAAGCAUAAAUUUUUCUCUUAUUGCAUCAGAACCGCGUCCUGAAAAAUGUUUGGGAAAAAAAUUUAGAAGGGGAAAAAAUCCAAAAUUUGAAACCAGAGGAUAAAUAAUUCCUGUUUCUACUCACAAAAAUGUUGAAGUGCCCUCUUGUGCAUAAUUUGCUCAACAGAUAUAUAUUUUCCAAAUAAUUUAUCACAUUUGUGCGAUCGAAGUAACCUUGUUGCAUUUUCUGGCAAAUUGGGAGGUUUUAUUUUAAUUUUUUUCUAGAUGUGUAACCUGUGAAAAAGCCCAAAAAAAUGUCAAUGAAAACUUGCAUGAAAAAGAUUUUUGUUGGUUCUUAAAUGAAAUAUGGUACAUCAAAGUCACUGUGUCAAUGAUGACGUCAGGCUAAUUUAAAUGUUCCAUUAGAAAAAUUGUCCUGGCUAAAAUUUCAUAUCCUGCUCAAUACAUGAUAAAUACGGAACAUGAUCAUCCUGUAUGUGUCAUUAGUUGAUGUAGGAUCAUAUCUUUUUCAUUACCAUAUCUGGAAUUUGUUACAAAUAAUUCAGCAAGUAGAAAUAAAUUCCUGCAAUUAAUAGUCAAUUUUAAAAUCCAAAAUUUAAGUAAAUGAAAAGAUCUGGCUUUUCCUCACUGUGGAAAUAAUUUUUUAUUAAAAAACAAUUGGCUCUACCAGUUUAAGCCUAUGUCUGGUACGGUGGUACCCUAUUUUGCUCAUGAAAUAGGAUCGCAGACCAAAACUGGUGGAGCCAUUUGUUUUUAAAUAAAGAACAAUUUCUGCAACAAGGAAAAGCCCUAUCUCUUCAUUUCCAUGAUCAUCUCCUCCAGUGUCCAUGUCUUCAAACAAAUCCAAAAUUUAAGUUGUGACCCUGAAAUUAUUGUUCUUGAAAUCAUUUGUUCCUCUCAGUGAAUAAAAAAAAAUGAAAUUUAAAAAAGAGGAGAAAUGAUAGAAAAAUCUUUGAGACGAAAAAAAUCUAACAUUUUAUGUAGUUGUGUUGGUUCAACCAUUACACAUGGAAACAAUAAAAAUAUUUAAAGU
Neocloeon triangulifer is the source of this 2615-nucleotide messenger RNA. RefSeq names its product kelch-like protein 40. The record is from RefSeq and is a predicted model, not a curated record. NCBI's taxonomy places the organism in Eukaryota, Metazoa, Arthropoda, Insecta, Ephemeroptera, Baetidae. Gene Ontology annotation, cellular component: P-body; cytosol. Bases 262 to 1311 code for a protein of 349 amino acids. Gene Ontology annotation, biological process: neurogenesis. The transcript has 7 exons. Gene Ontology annotation, molecular function: protein binding.